CUCCACAGCAAACUCCAGCACUCCAGGCCCCAAAGUGCCUUCUCUCCGGUGGCCUUCGGUCCUGCCUUCACCGGUGAGACUGUGUCCCUGGUAGACGUGGAUAUUUCUCGUAGAGGGGUGAACUCUCUGCACCCCCCGACACCUCCGCCUCCGCCCAGACGAAGCCUCAGUCUGCUGGAUACGUUCCUGCGGGGCCUCCCCCGGCCCAUUCCGCUGCCUGCCGGCGGCCAGAACCCGUCUCGGGUGGACCAGCGCCCCAUGCUGUGUCCACUGAGCCGCCCCGAUGCCAGCAGCUUUGCCACCAGCCUCCGAGAACUGGAAAAAUGUGGCUGGUACUGGGGUCCUAUGAACUGGGAGGAUGCGGAGAUGAAGCUGAAGGCCAAGCCAGACGGCGCGUUCCUGGUGAGGGACAGCUCUGACCCCCGGUACAUCCUCAGCCUCAGCUUCCGCUCCCAGGGAGUGACCCACCACACACGCAUGGAGCACUACAGAGGAACCUUCAGCCUCUGGUGUCACCCAAAGUUUGAGGACCGCUGUCAUUCUGUGGUGGAGUUUAUCGAACGGGCCAUCAUGCACUCCAAGAACGGAAAAUUCCUCUACUUCCUGCGCUCACGGGUCCCAGGCCUCCCCCCGACCCCGGUCCAGCUACUGUACCCAGUGUCCCGCUUCAGCAGUGUCAAGUCCCUGCAGCACCUCUGUCGCUUCUGCAUUCGCCAGCUGGUCCGUAUAGACCACAUCCAGGAGCUCCCCCUGCCCACGCCCCUCAUAGUCUACCUGCGAAAGUUCUACUACUACGAUCCUGAGGAGGAGAUGUACAUGUCAAUCAAGGAGAUGGGGCGGGACAUGACCACCCAACUGGCGACUGGCCAGCCGGAGUCGCAAACGUAGCAUUUGGAAGAUCAUUGGAUCAAGUUUUUUUUAUACACGUGAACAGCUUACCUGAAGACUGAUGGUGACUGUGCUUGGGGACAGUCUCGCUCAAACCCUCUUGUGCCAGACUGUGCACUAAUCAGCGCUCUUGGUUGACUCGGUAUCCGGAUGUCUGGGGCAGGGUUUUGGAUGAUCCUCCCUUUUUGAUUGGCCCACAGAAACUGAAGGAGGGGCAGGGGAUGAGGAAACUGCACCCACCCGGCCAGUGAGGAAGAUAUCUGACCGCGGGGCUGAGAGUCGAAGUUGAGAGUCGAAGUAUAUGGAACCAAAUCACUUUUGGAAAACGAUGCACUCGUUCUUUUUUUGUACCCCUGCUCUGAAAAGGUCUGGGAAAAGGGACAGCUGGUUGUUUGGACCAGAGCAUAAAAAGUUGUCUAUUGUAUGUCAGCCAAGGAGGAGAAACUGUACCCACCUUUCUGAUGCGAUGCAUUCUCAACUACAGAGAAAUAAAAAUUUUCCUCUUGAGAUAUUUGGUUGCCACUGGUUUGAUCGGCACUGUUUUUGAAUUGACUCCCUGACGUGUGUGUGUGUGUGUGUGUGUAAAUACUGUGUGUUGGCGUUAACUCUGGUUAUUCACCAACAGCUAUUUGGUGGCGUAACAUCACUGGAAGGUAUCGUGGUUGGCUCUCAACUCUGGAAUCCAACUGGAAUUCUCUUGCUAUACUGUCAUUGAGCAAAUGCGUUACCAGGACAAAUUAUAAUAAAACUUGAUGGAAUUUAAAA
Molecule: messenger RNA, 1653 nt
Organism: Salvelinus sp. IW2-2015
Lineage: Eukaryota; Metazoa; Chordata; Actinopteri; Salmoniformes; Salmonidae
Product: suppressor of cytokine signaling 7
Biological process (GO): phosphatidylinositol phosphate biosynthetic process; intracellular signal transduction
Cellular component (GO): phosphatidylinositol 3-kinase complex
Molecular function (GO): 1-phosphatidylinositol-3-kinase regulator activity
Source: RefSeq, a predicted model, not a curated record